This is a messenger RNA of Ailuropoda melanoleuca (giant panda), 495 nucleotides long. Its product is annotated as heterogeneous nuclear ribonucleoproteins C1/C2-like. Gene Ontology annotation, cellular component: nucleus. The record is from RefSeq and is a predicted model, not a curated record. The transcript has a single exon. The annotation marks the transcript as partial. NCBI's taxonomy places the organism in Eukaryota, Metazoa, Chordata, Mammalia, Carnivora, Ursidae. Gene Ontology annotation, molecular function: RNA binding.
GAGCCAAAAGUGAACCGAGGAAAAGCAGGUGUGAAACGAUCUGCAGCGGAGAUGUACGGCUCCUCUUUUGACUUGGACUAUGACUUUCAACGGGACUAUUAUGAUAGGAUGUACAGUUACCCAGCACGUGUACCUCCUCCUCCUCCUAUUGCUCGGGCUGUAGUGCCCUCGAAACGUCAGCGUGUAUCAGGAAACACUUCACGAAGGGGCAAAAGUGGCUUCAAUUCUAAGAGUGGACAGCGGGGAUCUUCCAAGUCUGGAAAGUUGAAAGGAGAUGACCUUCAGGCCAUUAAGAAGGAGCUGACCCAGAUAAAACAAAAAGUGGAUUCUCUCCUGGAAAACCUGGAAAAAAUUGAAAAGGAACAGAGCAAACAAGCAGUAGAGAUGAAGAAUGAUAAGUCAGAAGAGGAGCAGAGCAGCAGCUCCGUGAAGAAAGAUGAGACUAAUGUGAAGAUGGAGUCUGAGGGGGGUGCAGAUGACUCUGCUGAGGAGGGG